Molecule: messenger RNA, 633 nt
Organism: Quercus robur (English oak)
Lineage: Eukaryota; Viridiplantae; Streptophyta; Magnoliopsida; Fagales; Fagaceae
Exons: 2
Coding region: 1-633 (210 amino acids)
Molecular function (GO): nucleic acid binding
Source: RefSeq, a predicted model, not a curated record
AUGCCGCGCACCGCCAUAAAGGGUCAAGUCCUCGCUGAUCUGGUAGCUGAAUUCGCGGAACCAACCGUGGAAGGAGUGGACGUGUCAGGGUCACCGAAUAAUGAUAGGAGACUGGUCAGUGCGAUUUCUGUGCAAGAGCACGAUGAGUGGAGGGCAUACAUUGAUGGUGCAGCGAACCAAAAGGGAUCUGGAGUGGGGCUCGUUCUGAUCUCUCCCGAAGGUAUAACCCUGGAGAAGUCGUUGAGACUGGGAUUCCAGGCAACGAACAACGAAGCUGAGUAUGAAGCGCUGCUGGAAGGGAUGUUGAUGAUCCGGAAGCUGGAGAAAAGCCUGGACCUCCUUGAAGAGAGAAGGGAUUGCGCGAUGGUGCAUCUAGCUCAGUACCAGCAAAAGCUCAAGCGGGGCUAUGACGCCAAGGUGAAGUCAAGGCCGUUGACGCCUGGGGACCUAGUGCUAAGGAAAGUCCUCGGCAAUGCGAGGAACCCUGCCUGGGGAAAACUCGGGCCGAAUUGGGAGGGUCCAUACCGUAUCACCUCUGUGGCUGGCAUUGGAGCGUACUAUUUGGAAGACUUGGAUGAACGUGUAGUGCCUCGUCCGUGGAAUGUAAAUAACCUGAAAAGGUACUUUUAUUAA